Molecule: messenger RNA, 575 nt
Organism: Bufo bufo (common toad)
Lineage: Eukaryota; Metazoa; Chordata; Amphibia; Anura; Bufonidae
Product: ubiquinol-cytochrome-c reductase complex assembly factor 2
Exons: 4
Coding region: 1-471 (156 amino acids)
Biological process (GO): mitochondrial respiratory chain complex III assembly
Cellular component (GO): mitochondrial matrix
Source: RefSeq, a predicted model, not a curated record
AUGCCCAUGGUGUCUAAGACCUCAUCUAGUCAGGCCCAAUUGACGUUAUCAAAGGCCUUUUCUGCAUCUACCGCCAAAAAAGCUCGGCUGUCUGCAUUUCCCCCUGCCUUGAGCACAUCUAAAGCCGCCAACAAUUUCCUGAUGUUUGAGACUGCCGACCGACCAUUCAUGAAGCCCACUUGUGUUGCAUAUUGUUUUGUACUCAUUCUGUUUUUCUCAAUUCGGCAGAUUCAAGAUCUAGAAGCCUGUGACGAAAUGUAUGAGAGCCUUAGUAGGCUAAACAGCAACUAUUACAGAGAAAAGUAUCCACGACUUCAAAAUACAAGUUUUACAGAAAUCACGGUGGAUGAAUAUCGAAUGGUGCUGGCGACUGAUUCUCUGAAGCAGAUGGAUGAGAUGAAAAAAGGAAUGUGGAAGAGGCUCAAAGACAAGUUUAAUGUGAAAUCCCCUCAGGACGAUGUUAAGGAGUAACACCAUAUUGUUCAUAUCGCAAUUUGUGCUCGCUCCCUUCCUCCUGUACACACUCUAUUAGUUCCAUAUAUGAAGUCUCUUAAUAAACAGACUUUUUCUUCCCA